AUGGCAAGUAGAAACUUAUCCUCCUGCUUUUUCUUCUUCAUAAUUUUGUGCGUUCAGCUUAGAAUAAGUUGCUCGCAAUUGUCAUCUAAUUACUACUCCACUUCCUGUCCAAAAGCUCUUCUCACCAUCAAUGCAGCCAUCACUAAAGCAAUGUUUAAGGAACGUCGAAUGGGAGCCUCAUUGCUUCGCCUUCAUUUCCAUGACUGCUUCGUUAAUGGAUGUGAUGCAUCUGUUCUACUAGAUGAUACAGCAAGUUUCACGGGGGAGAAAACUGCUGGACCGAAUAAUAACUCAUUAAGAGGGUUUGACGUUAUCGAUACUAUCAAAUCUCAACUAGAGUCCUUGUGUCCCCAAGUUGUCUCCUGUGCUGAUAUUCUAGCUGUUGCAGCUCGGGAUUCUAUUGUUUCGCUGGGUGGACCAUCAUGGGUGGUUCAAUUAGGCAGAAGAGACUCAACCACUGCAAGUUUAAGUGCUGCAAACAGCGAGAUUCCAUCCCCUCUAAUGGAUCUCAGCGAUCUCAUCUCAGCCUUCUCAAACAAAGGCUUCACUUCAAAAGAAAUGGUUACCCUUUCAGGAGCUCACACGAUAGGCCAAGCGAGAUGCAUGGCAUUUCGUGACCGAGUCUACAACGAAAGCACCAUUCUUUCAUCUUUUGCAACAUCCCUGAAAACUAACUGUCCAAACACAGGCGGAGACGACAAUCUUUCACCGCUGGAUGCAGCAAGCCCUUUCUCUUUCGACAAUGCUUAUUUCAGGAAUCUAGUCAAUAACAAAGGUCUCUUGCAUUCUGACCAGCAACUCUUCAGUGGUGCUUCAACAGAUUCUCAAGUCACCACUUAUAGCACCAAUCCUGCAUCAUUCCGUGCUGAUUUUGUUAGUGCAAUGAUCAAAAUGGGGAGCCUUAGCCCACUUACAGGGAACGACGGUCAGAUCAGAACCAACUGCAGGAAGACGAAUUAA
Molecule: messenger RNA, 960 nt
Organism: Fraxinus pennsylvanica
Lineage: Eukaryota; Viridiplantae; Streptophyta; Magnoliopsida; Lamiales; Oleaceae
Source: the annotation of a GenBank genome assembly